AUGAGCUCAAAUUUUCCAAUCGAUGCAAUUCAAGAUGGGACAAACAAAGCUGCGCCAGAGUGGGCACAUCAAAAUGGAGACACUACUCUUCCUGUAGAAAAGAAACUCGACAGUUCAACACAUUAUCCAGCUCUUCCAGUGAUGGGUAAAAGAAAGGCCAAAAGGAAAGAUGAUAGCCCUCUGGAUAUCAUUUGUAGAUUCGUUGUGGACCAUCAAACUGGACUAUCUGUCAAUCUCCUGAUGCUUCUUUCCUUAACGCACAUCUGUUUUCCAAAAGCCCGCAGACAUACCCGAAAAUUCUUCGAGCUUUCUUACUAUAACCCAGAGUCUGGCGAGUACUGCGCCGGCUGGAAUGAUGCUUGGCUUGUGUUCUAUUGGAUUGUGAUCUUUACCGGUCUUCGCGCUGCUUUCAUGGAUUAUGUCUUGAGGCCAUUGGCAAGAAAGGGUGGGGUGAAGACUGCGAGGGACGAGACCAGAUUUGCUGAGCAGGCUUGGCUUAUGGUCUAUUAUUCUGUGUUCUGGUCACUGGGCAUGUACAUAUAUGUCAACUCGGACUACUGGUGGAAUUUGACUGAGCUAUGGACUAACUGGCCUAAUCGAGAGGUUGGUGGACUUCGAAAGUGGUAUAUACUCGUCCAGUAUGCAUUCUGGCUCCAGCAAAUCAUGGUUAUCAACCUCGAGGCACGUCGAAAGGACCACUGGCAAAUGUUUACACACCACAUCGUUACGACUGCCUUGAUAUUCACAAUCGCAAAUGUAAUUCUUUGUUUGAUGGACGUGUUUGCAAAAUGUCUUAAAUACCUCGGAUACGAUAAAUUAUGCGAUUUCAUGUUCGGACUUUUCAUGCUUUCUUGGGUAAUGGCCCGUCACGCUUUCUACCUCAUUAUAUGCUAUUCUGUUUGGGCCGAUAUCCCUAAGGUCAUUAACUAUGGUUGUUAUCAGGGUAAAAAUGGUUCUAUUUCUGGUCCUUUCCCGGCUCCUGAUCGCUUUGGACACCUCUUCAAGCCAUUCCAAGAUCCUGCCGGAAUCAUUUGUUGGAACAAUAACAUCAAAUGGGGAUUCCUUAGCGCCUUGUUGUUCCUUCAAGGUAUCACAUUAAUGUGGUUCUGGAUGAUUAUUCAAGUUGCUAUUAAAGUCAUCAGAGGUGGUCAAGCAGAUGAUACUCGAAGUGACAACGAAGAGGGAGAGGAAGAAAUUGAUCUGGACGAGGAAGCCUUGAACGAGGAAGUCCAUCUUUUGGAAGGAGAACCAUAUGAGGAAGAAGUGGGCGUGGAAGAACUCAACUUGAAGGGAAGAACAUCGAGAAAUAGUCGAUACAAGAAAACUACGAGCAGUGCUAGUGGUGUGAGCAUUCCAGGGCACAGCGAUAGAAAGGAACUGUUGGGCAGGAUUGGGUGUGACAAAGGCGUUUAG
This is a messenger RNA of Sclerotinia sclerotiorum 1980 UF-70, 1413 nucleotides long. RefSeq lists its product as hypothetical. Gene Ontology annotation, molecular function: sphingosine N-acyltransferase activity. The transcript is spliced from 5 exons. Lineage: Eukaryota; Fungi; Ascomycota; Leotiomycetes; Helotiales; Sclerotiniaceae. Bases 1 to 1413 code for a protein of 470 amino acids. Gene Ontology annotation, cellular component: membrane. The record is from RefSeq and is a predicted model, not a curated record. Gene Ontology annotation, biological process: ceramide biosynthetic process.